AUGACUUCCAUUUUUUGCGCUAUAUCUUAUAUUAAAAACGUUUCAGGAUCAAGUAAAUCUGUAGCGGAAAAUACCCCUCUUAAACUUCAAACAUUAGAAGAUUACCCAUCAAUGUAUGAUCUCCCUAUAUCUCCACCCUUUGGUAUUUUCACAGCAUCGGUUCAAGACCCUAGCACUCCGGAAGGUGAUAAUGCAGCUUUCCGUUUAAAAAGAGAAUCUUAUGAUGGCGUAACUGCAUCCCAAGUUACAAUGUCCGUUUUGUGUAAAUAUAAUCCCAAAGGUCGUCAUGCUAAUGUGGCCGAUGCCACAAAAUGUCAAUCUAUAAUCUCGGUAGCUGGAAACUCUAAAACCGCUGAUAGUAAAUCAAUAAAAGAUAGAAAAUCAAGAAACGAACAGUUAGAACAAUUAGCAGAAAAAUUUAGUCCACCCCCUAAUAAAAAACAACCUCGAAACGUACCAGACAAGAUAACUGAAGACCUACAAGAAGAAAGCUCUUCGAGGGCGAAAAGACUGAAACUUGCUGUAGGUCAAAUUAACGAAAAUAAAGGAGAUGAGAGUGCGGAAGUUCAACCCAAUGCUGUAGAUUUAACUCGAUUAGACAAAAACUCUACUGAACAUCUGAAUACCAGAGUUGAAACUGAUACUGACGGCCUAUAUUCAGAUGAAGAACAACCAGAUAAUUCGGAAGAUGUAAACACUCCCUAA
This is a messenger RNA of Racocetra fulgida, 705 nucleotides long. The record is from the annotation of a GenBank genome assembly. NCBI's taxonomy places the organism in Eukaryota, Fungi, Glomeromycota, Glomeromycetes, Diversisporales, Gigasporaceae.